This is a messenger RNA of Trachemys scripta elegans, 2158 nucleotides long. RefSeq names its product SRSF protein kinase 3-like. The transcript is spliced from 11 exons. NCBI's taxonomy places the organism in Eukaryota, Metazoa, Chordata, Testudines, Emydidae. Gene Ontology annotation, biological process: regulation of mRNA processing; spliceosomal complex assembly; protein phosphorylation. Gene Ontology annotation, molecular function: ATP binding; protein kinase activity. The record is from RefSeq and is a predicted model, not a curated record. Bases 83 to 1222 code for a protein of 379 amino acids.
AGAUCGGGCUGUGUCUGCGCCAAGUGUCAGAUCCCUGUUCCCCCUCACCUGCUCAUCCUGAGGACUGCAGCAAGCCUCUGGCAUGGAGGGGUGGGGAUGCCAGGAGGACCCUGCAGAGUACUGUGCAGGAGGCUACUACCCUGUGCAGAAGGGAGACAUAUUCAGUGGAAGAUACCAGGUGGUGCACAAGCUGGGCUGUGGCUACUUCUCUACAGUCUGGUUGUGUCAGGACAUGGUAGAGAAGAGGCGUGUAGCUGUGAAGGUGGCCAAGGGUGGGGAGAGCUUUGCUGAGGCUGCCCAGGAUGAAAUCUCUCUCCUCCAGUGUGUGAGCAGCAUGAAGAAGAAGGACCUGGCAGGGGAGAAUAUUGUCCAUUGUUUAGAUGACUUCAAAAUGAUUGGAGCAAAUGGCUUUCAUGUGUGCUUGGUGUUUGAGUUGCUGGGCCCUUCUCUGCGAUGUCUGAUGAGGAGCCAUGGAACCCAGGGUCUCCCCUUGCCCUUUGUGAAAAAAGCCUUACAGCAGGUACUGGCAGGGCUACAGUUCCUGCAUACAAAUUGUCGGAUUAUCCAUACAGACAUCAAGCCAGAGAACAUCUUGCUGCAGUUGGAUGAGGAGAGUCUCCAGAAGCUUCUGCAUGACACAGCUGCCUGGAGCCAAAGUAUAAAUCUGGGCCUAAAGAAACCAGGAAUUCUUGCCAAUCAAUUGGAUCAUUGCAAUAUAAUGAAAAUGGGAGUGAAAAUUGCGGACCUAGGCAGCGCAUGCUGGACCUACAAGCCCCUUUCCAAAGAGAUCCAGACCCAGCCAUACCGAGCCCUGGAAGUUCUUCUUGGGUUAGAUUACAGCACUCCUGCAGAUAUCUGGAGCACAGCCUGCCUGGCAUUUGAAAUGGUGACCGGCGAGUGCCUUUUUGAACCCCAGGCCGGGAAAUAUUUCUCCAGAGAUGAUGAUCAUGUUGCUCGUAUCAUUGAACUCCUGGGAAGAAUUCCUCCUAAAAUUAUUUUCUCCUGGAAACAGUCGUCUAAAUUCUUCAGCAGACAAGGUGCUCUCCUACGGAUUUCCAGGCUUUUCCCCUGCACUCUGUACAACACCCUAAUGGACAGAUACAACUGGACAAAGCAAGAGGCCGCUCCAUUUACUAGCUUCCUUCUGCCAAUGCUGGAAUACACACCAGCCAAACGGACAACAGCAGUGAAAUGCCUCCAACACCCAUGGCUGAGUAGCUAGUGUCCAGAUCAGUCUUGUGACUCUUUCUCUGGAGAUGGAACACAGAAAAUCAGUUUAUUCCACAGGACAUAGAACCAUACCAGAUGGCAAAUCUGUUGAAGAUGCAGGCCACAGAAUUCAUAGUGGAAUUCAAGCAUUGGCAGCCUUUUUCUCUCCCACUAUGUUCCUGUCCUUUCACCAGGCUCCAUUCCCUUAACACCAUAAUCCAAGUAGCCUGAUUGAGUCUCACUCUCCUUCCUCAGCAGCUUGUUGUCUGUUACAAUGGCUCCAUCUCCUCUGUUCCUGAACCUAGGUGCUUUUACUCCAUUACUUUCCCAUUUAUUGCCACAUUUCUGCACCUGCCACCAAUCUGUCUACAGAGAUGGCACAACUCAACUUCCAUAUUGGUUUCUGCAGAAGCUAGACUUCCAUUCAAAGAAAAGUUAGGUUUCUAGUCCUCUGUGCAGAGAUCUCUAACCUGCUGCCCGCUAAAUGUGGGAAGUCACAAAUAGCUAAUCCUUCAGCAGGUAUAGAAGAGCUAAGCCCACUGUAGUUUCUCUGACUCAGAGUACAAGCUGUGCGAGGAGGCUCUACAAAGGGUUUUCAUUGUCUGGUAGUGGUACUGCUGGAACGGAAGCAGAUCUUUAGGCCUAGCUCCCUAACCAAGUAGGGAAUGUUCAUGGGCUCCAUCAGUUACUCUAGAUGUGGAGAAGCUGCCAGGCUCUGGGAAGGAUUUCUUUCCCCAUAAAUCUUAAAUUCUGUGAGAAAAGCCUUUUGCUUGGGGCAGGAACGAGGAAGAGAGGGGACCAGCAAGUCUUUAGUGUGAACUAUCUAGUACAGGUUCUCAAACUGGAGUCCACGAGGAUACUCCAGGGGAUCCAGGAGUCAUGUCCAGGACCACCAGCCCCGCCAAUCAACUCCUCCCCCUUCCUCCCAGUACCUCCUGCAGGCCACAGA